This is a messenger RNA of Plutella xylostella (diamondback moth), 1395 nucleotides long. RefSeq names its product very long chain fatty acid elongase 7. The record is from RefSeq and is a predicted model, not a curated record. Gene Ontology annotation, molecular function: fatty acid elongase activity. Gene Ontology annotation, biological process: very long-chain fatty acid biosynthetic process; fatty acid elongation, saturated fatty acid; sphingolipid biosynthetic process. NCBI's taxonomy places the organism in Eukaryota, Metazoa, Arthropoda, Insecta, Lepidoptera, Plutellidae. Gene Ontology annotation, cellular component: endoplasmic reticulum membrane.
AAAUAAAGGAUGAUUAUUGUAUUUAAAUUAAUUCGUGCAGUCAUUGAGUGUGGCUUUACGUAAGGCGUGAAAAAUAGUAGUUUUAAUCUUACAGUGAAGCCGCGUGGAGCAAGACGUAGGGUGCGGGCUGGACUAAGCGCGGACCGAAUCCUGGUGAAAAGGCAACAAGAUGGGGUCGCUUUUGAAGACCGUGAAUGACUACUACCAAUACAUCAAUGUAGACUUAGCAGACCCUCGGACGCGGAACUUCUUCCUCUGCUCCAGUCCGGUGCCGAUGAUCGCCAUCGUGUACUGCUACCACCGCUUCGUCAGGAAAUGGGGACCCGCCUUCAUGAAGAACCGGGAACCCUUCGAGCUCAAGAAGCUGAUAGUCGUGUACAACAUCGUGCAGAUCUUCCUGUCAGGAUUAUUGGCUUUUGAGUGCCUCACCCUCCUCUACGUCCCUGGAACCUACAGCGUGUGGUGUCAGAAGAUCAUCUGGGACACGACGCCGCUCGAGAAGAAGGUCGUCGGCUACGUGUGGAUGUACUACAUGAUCAAGCUGGUCGAUCUCAUUGAUACCGUAUUCUUCGUGCUGCGCAAGAAGUUUACCCACAUCUCGUUCCUGCACGUGUACCACCACAUGGGCAUGUGCCUGCUGGGCUACGUCGGCACCAAAUAUGUUCCAGGCGGUCACGGCGUGAUGCUGGGCUUCAUCAACUCGUUCGUGCACGCCGUCAUGUACUCGUACUACCUGGUGGCGGCCGCGCGCCCCGCCUGGGUGCGCCAGUGGUGGAAGAAGUACAUCACGCAGCUGCAGAUUCUCCAAUUCCUGCUGCUCAUCCUACACUUCGGCCACGUGCUAUUCGAGCCGUCCUGCGAAUACCCCAAGUGGGUCUCCUUCCUGUUCCUGCCACACAACAUCUUCAUCCUGUAUCUCUUCGUCGACUUCUACAUCAAGGAAUACAUUUAUAAAAAGGACAAGAAAACGUAAUUCUAAGCUUAGCUGUUAAGUGUAAUGUGAAUUUUAUAGAUAGGCGUAGUUUUUAAGAAAAGGCCUAGUUGUCGUGUUUGCGUAUUCACGGUGAUUAUUGAGGAUGUAUCCUGCUGAACUUUAGGUAUUCCAAUAAUGGCUGAAAAAACUUGGAUAUAUUUUCUGUUCAACUGUGAUUGUUGCUCUGAUAAGCGAAUAUCUUUGAACACAUAUCUGGCCAAAAGUAUUCUGAGUGCAGAAUGAAAUAGACAGUUCCUCCCGUUAGAUCACGAGCUAAAUGUGAAGUUAGUUCAAUGGUCUGCUUACCUUCUAAACACGUCAUGAGUAAGUUCAUGUAUGUACAACAUAAGUACUUUACAUAAGUUGUAUAGUAAUAUUUUUUGUUAAAUCUAUUAUUUAUAAAUAAAUAUGUACGCUGAGUC